Messenger RNA from Triticum dicoccoides, 581 nucleotides. RefSeq lists its product as uncharacterized. NCBI's taxonomy places the organism in Eukaryota, Viridiplantae, Streptophyta, Magnoliopsida, Poales, Poaceae. The record is from RefSeq and is a predicted model, not a curated record. The transcript is spliced from 4 exons. Bases 1 to 561 code for a protein of 186 amino acids.
AUGGACGCGCACAUCGGCACACCGCUCACCCCGUUGUACAGCCGCGACCCCCCCUCCCCCGCCGCUGCCGCCGCAGCCGCCGCCGCCGCCGGAAACCCUAACGUGGGGAGCUCCCCGCUGAGCGUCGUUGAGGGGGGCCGAUCGAUAGGGGGGGUCUGGCCCCCGCUCGCCCCCCCUGUGGCUCCGCCACUGCCGGUCGCGUCGACCCAUCCACGCUACUGCCUGCAAGUCGCCGGUCGCCUCGACACAUGGCGUCCGCGCUGCAGCCUGCACCUUGCCGGUCGCCUCCACCCCUACGCGUCCGCGCUACUGCCUGCAAGUCGCCGGUCGCCUCGACCCCGUCACGUCUGCACUGCUGCCUGCACAUGGCCGGUUGCCUGGCCCCAGUGCGCCCGAGCUACCGCCUGCAUAUCGCCAUUCGCCAACGCUACAUUGCAAGUGAAACUUGUACUUGAAGAAAAGUCCAAUGGCGUGGUACAAGAAGUGUCAGAAAUUAAGUGGCUUAUGUUUGGUACAUCUCUAAGUGAUAGUUCUCAUGAAAGCCAGCAUGAACAAGACUGAUGGUCCAUCGUAAAUAUUUA